Molecule: messenger RNA, 7210 nt
Organism: Paralichthys olivaceus (Japanese flounder)
Lineage: Eukaryota; Metazoa; Chordata; Actinopteri; Pleuronectiformes; Paralichthyidae
Gene: ssh1b
Product: slingshot protein phosphatase 1b
Biological process (GO): negative regulation of actin filament polymerization; actin cytoskeleton organization; protein dephosphorylation
Cellular component (GO): cytoplasm
Molecular function (GO): protein tyrosine/serine/threonine phosphatase activity; actin binding
Source: RefSeq, a predicted model, not a curated record
AAUUUGAGACUGUGAUGAUGGUAAUAAUGGAGAAUGAUCUUGUUAUUGUGUGUUUCAUAACAUGAGGAUCAUUUCAUCAACAUUUGUAUUUGGGAGUUCCUAGUCUGGCCAGUCACCUUGACAACAUUGGCCCAAUGACAGCGCACACGCGAACUAGGCCAGCCAAUCAGAGGCGGCCGCCGGAUCUGCCUGUCAUGUGUGCCCCGCUUCAACCUGCACCGUGUUGUGUUUGUGUGUCUGCGGACAUGAUGAAGCCCCGCAAAUCACGCAGCGACUCCCUCACGACCCCCCGCACAUGAGGACCCCGGUCACCGCAGAGGACGCACGGAGCCGGGCCGAAAGGCAGCAGCACCGCCGCCGGGACUCGGGAGCGAGGCGGCGCUGGAUGCGAAGCAGCGGAGUCUGACUUGGCGUUUUUUCUCCCCGGUGACAGAGACACAAUCUCCGCGGCGCAUCUCCUCGCGUCCUCCCCGCCCUUCUCCUCCUCCUCCUCCGCGGCCGCAGCCCGCCGACCAUGGCCCUGGUGACUCUGCAGCGCUCCCCCACCCCCAGUGCAGCAUCCUCGGCCAGCACGACCAACAGCAGUGCGGGGGAGGACUUCGGGAGUGAUGAUGACCGGAAAACUAACCAGAGCCUCAGUGAGAGUUUCUUCAUGGUCAAAGGAGCUGCCCUCUUCCUCCAGCAGGGCGGCAGUGCACAAGGACCAGAGACACCGAGCCACCACAAACAUGCAGGUGAUCUACCUCAACACCUGCAGGUCAUGUUUAAGAUCCUCCGCUCUGAAGAUCGCAUUAAACUGGCAGUGCGGUUAGAGAGCGGAUGGUCGGACCGGGUGCGCUACAUGGUCGUCAUCUACACCAACGGUCAUCAAGAUACAGAGGAAAAUAUCGUCCUGGGAAUGGACUUUACAGACAAGGACAAUAAAAACUGCUCCAUUGGGAUGGUGCUGCCACUGUGGAGUGAUACCAAUAUCCAUUUAGAUGGAGAUGGAGGUUUCAGCGUGAACACAGCAGGGCGGUCACAUGUCUUCAAGCCUGUGUCCGUGCAGGCCAUGUGGUCUGCCCUGCAGGUCCUCCACAAAGCGUGCGAGGUGUCGCGCCGGUUCAACUACUUCCCAGGGGGCAUUGCCCUCACGUGGAUGGCCUUCUAUGAGAGCUGCAUCACCUCGGAGCAAAGCUGUGUCAAUGAGUGGAAUGCCAUGACCGACCUGGAGACCACCCGGCCUGACUCACCCACCAUGUUUGUCGACCGGCCAACCGAGCGAGAGAGAACAGAGUGCCUCAUCAAAGCUAAGCUACGCAACAUCAUGAUGUUUCAGGACCUGGAGAACAUCACGUCGAAGGAGAUACGUAACGAGCUGGAGCAGCACAUGAGCUGUAACCUGAAGGAAUACAAGGAGUUCAUAGACAACGAGAUGCUCCUGAUCCUGGGUCAGAUGGACAAGGCCACACUUAUCUUUGACCACGUGUACUUGGGCUCAGAGUGGAACGCUUCAAACCUUGAAGAGCUACGUGACUGCGGAGUGGGCUACAUCCUGAACGUGACCAGAGAGAUUGACAACUUCUUCCCAGGGAUGUUCUCAUAUCACAACGUGCGUGUGUACGAUGAGGAUGCCACCGACCUGCUGGCCCACUGGAACGACACCUACAACUUCAUCGUCAAAGCCAAGAAGAAUAACUCCAAGUGUCUGGUGCACUGUAAGAUGGGGGUGAGCCGGUCUGCCUCGACAGUUAUUGCCUAUGCAAUGAAAGAAUAUGGCUGGUCUCUGGAGAAAGCCUACAACAUCGUCAAGCAGAAGCGGAGUAUAGCCCAGCCAAACGCUGGCUUCAUGAGACAGCUGGCGGAGUAUGAGGGAAUCCUGGAUGCCAGCAAACAGCGUCACAACAAGCUAUGGAGGCCUGAAACAGAUGAGGAGGGAUCAGAUGAUUUGCAAGCGUCUGGCCACUGCACUGGUGGAGAGGAGACAUCCGGGCUCAGAGGAGAGGAAGCCUGGGGAGGCUGCGGUGCAUCUCCCUGCAGGGUCAUGGGUCUGGAGAUGGAGCCCCUUGACUCUCUUAACUAUAAUUACUAUUUCAGACGUUUGUCAGACUCUGCGUUAGACAGCGAGCCCUCCACCCCAGUGCGGGGCCCCCCGCUACUGGGUAUGGAGAGGGUUUUCAUUGAGAUUGAAGACGUGGAGAGAGACGCCCUAUUGGAGGACGAGGGUUUUCCCAUGGCCCAUUUAGCUCUACCUGGCGAGGGCACGGCCGCGCAGACUUGUGGCCGCCUCGACCCCCUGGAGGACAUGAGACUAAGACUUGAGUUCAGUACUUUGGAGGAGGAGGAUGAGGAAGAGGCAAAGAAAGAGGAAGCUGAGAUGGCAGCCUUGGCUCAAACACCUGGAGGAUCAGAUGGGAAGAGAGCAGGGGAGGAGGGUGAGAAGACGGAGGAAAGACGGUUAGGUCUCGCCAACCUUAACACCAACAACAGCAACCGGCUAGCUGCAAAACGCAGCUGCCCUGCAGCUUUUGAUGACAGCGCGAGCACAGGAAACCCUUUAAAGGUGAAGCCCUCCUAUCAGUCCUGUAAAGACUGCUUGCGUCUGCCACAAGGUCGGCGCUGUGACCGUCCAGCAGGAGGUCGUUCCCACCGUCUCAACCCCUCCCGCCACUGCACUGUCCCAACUAUAUACAUAGAUCCGCCCGGGACCAACUUUGCUUCCACUCCAAUUCUGCAGUCUCUGCCGACCCCUGCAGUUGUCCCUCCUGAUGUAAUCCAGCCCUGUGCUCACCUCUACCGCUGUUCCACAUGCGCCCCAGGCAUCCCACCAGCGCAUCGCCAGAAACUGGUCUCACCCAUGAGCUGCGAGGAGACGCCUCCUGACUGCGGCUCAGUGGAGGCAGAGGACAUGGACCAACCAACUGCGGAAAACGUGGAUGUGCAGCUAAGAGAGGUUUCAGGGACGGUCAGUACUGCUACUGCUGAAGGUUUAAAACUACAACCUGGUGAUGCAGCCGAGUUCCAGCAGCAGGCUCUGGCUCAGCUGCAAAUGCCAGGACUGGGGAUAGAGUUUGGUCUGGAACUGAUGCGACAGAGGGCGGAGCAGCUUGAAAAGCUGCCGAGCUUGGCGAUGGAGGGUCAGCUCCCAGUGGGCCCCCUGCCUUAAAGGAGGACCUGGAGGAGGAACACUGCCUCCAUCGGGUACACUAUGAUGGCUGAGAGCCUUUAGAUGACUGCAGCUGUGGUGUCGUACCAGAAAUGAAGCACGAGUCUGACCUGUUCCGUCAAUUCCUGGCCUCAAGCAGCUCUCUGUGCUUUUGCGUCUGCUGGCAUGAAGAAUGAGAUGAGGCUGGUUGUUUUCACCGUCACACCAUUAAAAGCUUCUGGCCAAACUGGGACUGAAGACUUCUCUCAUGUCCCAUGGAGUUGCUGCCAUUUUACCAUCAACACGCAGGUUUUGUGGUGGUUUCUAAGAUCUACUCGUUCCUUUGUGACUCCUGAGAGAGCUGUAGUUAACACUUUGAUGUUGAUGGAAAGAAAAAUACCUGGAGUAACCUGCUUCUGUUGGUGUCCUGUAUAUUUUAUCAAUCCAACUCAUCAAGAGUAUCAAGAGGAGCUCAAUGAUUUUGAGCCUGUUUGAUUCCAGUCCGUAUGUCCUCAUGUUACCACGGAUAAACGGAAUCCCUGUUCAACUUCAUUUCUAUUUCUCUUGCCGCAGCUGCUUUUGCAUCACGACGGGGCGUUUUCAUGUGAAAGCUUAAUCAUUUUUAAAAAAGGAUUUGAGCUAAGUGAGCAUUUGAAAAGCGUCGUACCUCGGACCACAAAUAUCUGUCGGACUGUUUUUGGUCAAAGACUUUUGUUUCUGCUCAGUGGCUGGUUCACCCCCCCCUCCAUUAAUGUAAUUAUGUCCUUCAAGUGCUCAGUUUAGCCACGCAUGACUUUGCAGUAUUACAAAGCAUAUCCUCAACGUGCUUACGCAGAAAACACAUUAAAAUCACCUUUAAUUUUCACCAAGUUUUUGAAACAUUACAACAUCCAGGCAUCAAGGAACAAUGAAAAGCUUAAAUAUCACUCACUCUUAUUCAGGUCAUUUCUGAUGUAACUAAAGCCAUAUCAUGUUGCCAGGUUCAGUUUGCACCUAAUUAUUCUCUGGGAAACCAUCAAAACAAAUUCUCUCAAUCUAAAAGAAAGUGAAAGAAACAUUCCUGAAUUGUCCAGAUCAGUGCCAAAAUUUCAAGGGAUCUAUUUCAGCACGUCUCAUCAUUCCAUAAAGUUUUAUGGAAAUCCGUUUGGUAGUUUUUUGCGUAAUCCUGCUUUCAAACAAACAAACGGACAGGGGUGAGAACAUAAUCUCAUUGGCAUUGGUAAUUAUAGUCAAUAAAGAAGCAGAGCACAGUUUCAUUUAACCAGUGAAACAUCUGGCUGUUAUGUAAUAGGCUCAUCCCAUAAACUUUUUUGGUAAUAUGUUGAAAAACCUUAGACUACCUUUUGCGAACCCACAAUUAUUUGCAAAGGCACAAUGAUCACGUAUAGAUUUAACACUCGAGCACAACUCUAGUAUCCAUUCACAGCGCACAGGCAUAGUUCAGAUGUAUAUUUACAUUUAUUAAGAAUUAUUUCAGAGCACUAAAUCAAAAAAAAAAAAAAAUCAAAAUGAAAAAUACACAUUUCAAAGAAGUAUGCUUUUCCUUAGCUUGCAGUUUUGACACCAAUACUGUAAGAAUUAUUGAAUUGAUCCAUCAAUCAUCAGACAGAGGCUGGCACUAACUUUUUUGUUGCUAAUUUACUUAAAUACUUAAAAUAUAUAUAUUAAUUAAUUAACUGACAAGACCAGAUUUCCUUUUAUUUUUUAAAUAGAGGUAACCGGUUAAAAAAAUUGCAAAGCCCACUUUCACAGUCCAUCAGUUCUUCAAUAGUUAUUUAAACUUUUCAUAAUGCACAUCAACAGCUUGAGGUAUAUUUUUUAACCUGUUUGGUUAAAAUUAGGCCACCUAUCCAAAGUUGCUGUGCCGCAGGACGUUAUUCUUUGGUUUGAUGUUGUGUUGCGAUUGUUUUUUGGCACGCUGGGUGUGCUAGAGUGGUUCUGAAUGAUCCCUGUUUAGAAAAAGCACAUGCAAGUGUUAUUACUGUGUUUAGAGAUCCGAGUGCUUCAGGAGAACUCUUCAAAGAAUGGAUGCAAGUUACUUAAUCAUCGUUUUAAUCAUUUCUUUAAAAUCCAUCUGUAGAAACUUAAAGGGAAAAAAAAACAAUAAUUCCUCCUCUGUUCCUUCUCCUCUCUUAAAUGAAUCCCAGGGAGCUGCAGUUUUGCUCCACUAGUUAGAUUUAAGUAAUGUAGUUUAGCCUGUAACCUGCUCCUUCCAGUCAUGUGGACAUUUGAGUCUGGUGCAGCACCUACAGGAAGUUGCCAUGAAUAGUUCACAGCUGAAAGUAUUACAAAGCGCAGUGUACAAGACAGACUAAAGGAAUAGUAUAUUGAGGAUAUGAAAUAUUUAGUUCAACAUAAAGACUGAAGGAAAAGUCUGGUUCUGAAAGAUCUCGCACCUCUAAACUUAUUUUUGCGUAAAAAUCGCAAAAACCAAAAGUGUACAACAUAAUUUUUCAAGUAAGCUGGAAGUAAGGGUGCUGAGGGGGCUGCAGCACAUCCCACUGGUAAAUGGCUGUAAGUGCAAGGCAAAAAAAAUUAGAUUUCCUGGAGUAACAUUUUGAGAAGCUCAGUGGUAGGUGUAUAUCAAUUAUAACCCUAAUGAAAUUUUCAAUUUUGAUUUAAUCUUCCAGCAUUCAGUGCAUUUUCUGUAGCUUCUGCAUGCACAAGUGUAGAACGCAUCAUUGAUGAUGAAAGGAUAAUGGAUGUAAGUGGUGGAAUUACAAGGUUAGAUUUUAUUUUACUGUCCCUUGACUGUGUCAUUGCUAUAGAAUAUAUCUUGAGUCAAGAUGGGUAUGAUUUAAUUGCCCUGCUCACUUCCAGUCUAAUUGUCAUUUUUACACAAAGCCAUGUUUGCUGUUCCUCCAUUUGUAGUCCUUAUGCUAAGCUAAAUGACCACAUUAUGUUUUCCAUUCAGACAUCACAGUGAUACCUCCUCCUCCAACUCUUAACAAAGCAAACAAGCCUAUGUCUCAAAUCUCAACCAAUUCCUUUAGUGUAUUCUUCAUAUAAUUCUAAAUGAAUCCAGUGGUUCUCAGUAAGUUAAUGGCCUGACGACGGUGCUCGACAACUCUCCGUUUGUGUUUCCUGCCCGCAGCACAGAUAUUUGGUUGUUUGCUUCACGUGUUGAGUUUGUUUUUGCAUUUAAGUGCCUUAACCUCGGCCUUAGCUCCGCCAUAAAGCAUCACAGGCUUUGCAGUUUCUGAGAGUGUGUUGAAGGUCUGAUUUAUUUAUUUUUUUUUUUUGUACAUGACUUCCCCUCACUCCCAAUAAUAACCACGCUCUUUGCAUUGUAUAACUCGGCACAUUGAUAUAAUGUAUGCAAACACAGAUAAGCUCAUGCACAGCAGCCUCCUCUUCCUCAACAGACACAUACUUGAUGGACUUCCAUUUAUUAAAUAGCCUAUAAUAAUAUUGUACUUGUUUGAUAUUGUUGAAACUUGUGGUAUUGGUUCAAUAGCUGGCUGAGGAACCUUACUUGCUGGAAUGAGAACUAUCAUUUAUUUACAUUAGAGCAUAAGAUAAGAAGGAUUUAAUUAAGUCUCUGACAUUUACCAAUCUGUAAAUACUUUUCUCUUCCAUUUACUAUUGAGUCGACUAGCUUGCAGAUGUGGUCAGUAUUAAGAAAAGCACUGAUUAUGCUACUGUGUCUCGCACACAGAGAAAAAAAAUACGAUUCGGAGGUCAUCUCUAAUUUAGUCACAUGACUUACAGCUCUAUUAAAAAUGAAAAUUAUUGAAUUUUUUGUAUUAUUAUUAUUAUUGCAUCAUUCCCAGGCAUCAAACUGACAAUCCUACUUUAAGGGCCAGAGGCUGAGGAAGGACAUUAAAUAAGACAUAUAUUGUACUUUCAGGUGAUGGGGGGCAUUUAUAGAGUGGAUUCAUACAGAGCACAAGUUUGCCCCCUAAUGCAUGAGACGAGUGGAAAUUGCAGAACAUGAAAAACCUACCUGGGAGGGGGAUUUUGUUGAUCGUCUUUUGUUUACUUGUACUGUACAUUGCCAAUGUUCAUGUGUAAUGCACUUUUUUUUACAUUUUGUUAAACUGAUGUCCAGUCUAAUGUUUAUCAUGGAAAUAAACCAUUUCCUCU